Molecule: messenger RNA, 1193 nt
Organism: Chironomus riparius
Lineage: Eukaryota; Metazoa; Arthropoda; Insecta; Diptera; Chironomidae
Source: the annotation of a GenBank genome assembly
CGAUGAAUUAUUCACGCGAAUCAACGCAAAAUGAAAUUUUUAAUUAUAAUUUUAUUUAUUGUUAAAAUCUCUGAGAUUAUCUGUGAGUCUGUGGAUCCAAUUGACACAGAAUAUUAUCAAAAUGUUGUGUUAAAUAAAACAUUGAAGCAAGACAUAGAAGCAACUAGAAAUGGACGAAUUGUUGGUGGUUCACCAGCUGUGCUAGGUCAAUUUGACUAUUUUGUGAUUGUUUAUGGAGAAAAUAGAAGAUAUUUGUGUGGAGGGACGUUGAUUAAAGCUGAUUGGGUGUUGACGGCUGGCCACUGUCUCUAUGGGUUUAAUAAUGUGGAAGUUCAUUUCGGAAUUGUCAACAGACUAGCAAGUCCAGAAAGAUCUCUAAAAAUUGAAGACAACAGUCACUUAAUAGUCCACGAGAACUUUGAUUCUAAAGAGCUAUGGAAUGACAUUGCAUUAAUUUAUUUAGAAAAGAUGUCAAUAUCGUGGCUUGAAUCAUCGUCAAUAGGAUUUAUUGAGCCUACGCCAUUAGUUGGUGACUUAACGAAUCAAAUUGCAACAAUUUGUGGAUUUGGAAAGACAAGUGAUGCCAGCGGAGCCAGUUAUAACUUAAAUUACAUAAAAAUUCCAGUCAUGGAGUACGAAAAGUGCGAGGUUUAUUAUUAUCUAGAUGAAAAUAAUAUCUGUGUAAGCACAAAGACUGGGGAAUCCCCGUGCAAUGGAGACUCUGGUGGAGGCGUUGUAAUCACCACUGAGGAUGACCAAAGAUUUUUAAUCGGAAUCGUCUCAUUUGGAACAAGUCUUUGCGAAAUAAAGUAUCCAGUUGUGCUCACAAAACUCAGCAAUUACAUUGACUGGAUGGAUGAAAAAUUUGAGUACUUUAAGAACCCAACAACAACAACAGCAACAACAGCAACAACAACGACAACAACUAAAGCUUCAUCAACAACUCCAACAACAGGAACAUUUGAAGAUGACACAACAACUGCAGCAACAACAACAAUAUCAACAAAAUCAAUCUCUUCAACAACGCCUAACUCAGGAGUGGCUAUGUUUAGUAGUAGACAAGUAGCUUUUGUGAUAGUGACAAUAUUGAUAUCAAUAGGAAUGUAAUUUUGAAAAUAUAGAAUAAAAGAUUGGAGGUUAUAAAGUAUAAAUUGGGUUAUUUUCAGUAAAGUAGCAAAAAUCUAGUUGAAUUG